This is a messenger RNA of Lactuca saligna, 782 nucleotides long. Lineage: Eukaryota; Viridiplantae; Streptophyta; Magnoliopsida; Asterales; Asteraceae. The record is from the annotation of a GenBank genome assembly.
AUGGAGGUGAAGGUGGUGAAUGGGUUUAGAAAAGAAACAACAAAUUUGUACCCUCCCUUACUCUCGAGCAUCAGUUCAUCCAUCCACGCCAAGAUGAAUGUGGAAAAGCUACAAAAGAUGGCAGGUGCAGUUCGCACUGGUGGGAAGGGUAGCGUGAGAAGAAAGAAGAAGGCUGUACAUAAAACAACUACCACAGAUGACAAAAGGCUGCAAAGCACUUUGAAGAGAAUAGGUGUAAACGCAAUACCAGCAAUUGAGGAAGUUAACAUUUUUAAGGAUGAAACAGUUAUCCAGUUCUUAAACCCUAAAGUUCAAGCCUCUAUUGCUGCCAAUACAUGGGUUGUUAGUGGUUCUCCCCAAACAAAAAAGUUGCAAGAUAUUCUCCCAGGCAUUCUCAACCAGCUUGGGCCAGAUAACUUGGAUAACUUAAGAAAAUUAGCAGAGCAGUUCCAGAAGCAGGCGCCAGGUGGCGCUGAAGCUGCUGGCGCCACAUCAGCACAAGCGGAUGAUGAUGAUGAAGUCCCGGAACUUGUGGCAGGGGAGACUUUUGAGGCUGCUGCAGAGGAAGGACAAAAAUCAUAGGGUAAUUGAAAUGCACAUUUAUAUUUGCAUUAUUUUUAAGUGUUUUUUUUUGGCUUAAGAUAAUAUUCUAGAUAUGUUUCAUGUUGCUUGCAUAACAUGUAGGAAUAUGUAUGUUGUUUCUGUUGUUUUUUUUUAAUUAUGUAUUUUGGUCUUAGAAAACUUAAUCUCUCUGUUUCUGUUAAAUUUUGAGAACAUAAAUG